Dicrocoelium dendriticum is the source of this 1471-nucleotide messenger RNA. NCBI's taxonomy places the organism in Eukaryota, Metazoa, Platyhelminthes, Trematoda, Plagiorchiida, Dicrocoeliidae. The record is from the annotation of a GenBank genome assembly.
GGACUGGAAGGGUUAUUUAAAUGAUUUCUCCUGAUCAAUGCUCGUUGUUAACAUCAUCUCACGGGCUCACUAACGCGAAGCGACCAUGGAAACAGCAGUACCAAAACGCUACCGGCGCAAUUUACCAACUGACUUGCGGGCCACUGGUUCAUUCCGCCUCACCGCCUUGGCAGACGCCACAAAUGAUGCAAGUUGGAGAUUACCAUCCCCUAGGAUGGGCGCAGCCACUCUGCCAUUUGUCCUGAGAUCUACUGCAAAUCACGAGGACAGGACUCAAAGUACUCGCCAUCGAACGUACCAUUUGUCAACUGUGCAAGCUGAGCACACCUCUAACACAAGUGCUGCACACGGGCGUAUGGUGGAUUUGCCACAAUUCAGAUGUAUUCGGAAAAGGACGACUUCGAUAGAAAUGAGACACUCCACGAAAAACUCACGAUUCUGUGCCAAAUCCGCAGUGCGGCAGCCAGUGAAAGCAGUUCAUUCCGAGACCGCACGUGAUUCUGGAUCACAAAUAGCGAACCCAACUUGUGGCCAAACAUCACUAGUGCCUCUAACAGAAGCGCAUCUUAUCACUAACGAAAUAUCUACCGGUCAUGCUCGACUGGGUAUCGUAACCAACCCCUACGUCCGUCGGAGAUAUAGUGCAGGUAGCUACAAUGGGUUACGGUUUGCUGAAGCUAAGCUUUCGAGUACACCUACAGAUGAAUCAUUGGCUGCGGAUUCAUCUUUUCAGACAGCGCCUCAAGUUCGAGAACAUAAUCCGGGUGAAAGUUACACGACCCCCUGCAUGACACAACCCAUGGAAAGUUAUGUGGCAUCCCAAGGAAGCAUACUGGUUAACUUAAAAUCAACUAACUACCUGCAACCCAGUCCACAGAGCGACAAAUGCUAUCUGGCAAACAGACGAAACGAGAGACACAGCGUGGGGACAACGCAGAAUGCACACAAUUCCGAUAUGGCUACAGGUUUCCACCCAAUUGCCAAACGUCGAAGCUCAGGUUUUUUAAAUGGCAUCCAAAAGUCUACCAGACAUACUCUGAACACCUUGAAAAAGGCGCUUGGUAUUUCUGCCAGCGGGAAUCCAGCGUCAGCGAAAGCAGAGAAAUCCGUUUCGUCAUCUGUUGAUCUCCCAUGUGAGGACGGACAAACCGGACCCAAGCCAAAACACUUUGACUCACCCAUUGCCGACGUCAGUCAGAACACGACUCACGCCAAAACGGUGGUUAUGACCAGGCAUUCACCUAGCCAGCCAUUCGGCUUAUUCGUAACCAAACACGAGACAGGUUUCUACGUUUCUCGCUUAUCCGAACAGUUCCUCUCAGUUCCCAAUCCACCCAUCAACUGCGGUGAUCAGCUGCUGAAAGUCGGAGGAGUGUCAUGCUCGGAACUGACUAUUACAGAACUGCAGCCAUUGUUCAGUCAACACACGUCGGUAGUUCUGACACUGAAACCCCCGGAAGAUAAAUUCUGA